AUGGUAUCUGAUUCCAAAGCAUUCUUCGAGGCUGUCGAGAACCGACGAUCAUACUACAGUCUCACUAAAGAAUCACCCUUAUCCAACGAUCAGUUGAAAGAACUGGUCGAAAAAGCAGUCAAGUUCGCUCCUACCAGUUUCAACGGUCAACAAUCUCGAGCUGUCCUCGUGACUGGGAAGAAACAUGAGGAAGUUUGGGAUGCUGUUUUGAAAGCUUAUAUAGGUACUUUGGGUGGUGAUAAACAACAAGAAGCUUUUUGGACCGAUAAGAUAAACACCCAGUACAAAGCGGGAUACGGAACUGUACUUUUCUUCGAAGAUCAAGAUGUCAUUAAUGCUUUCUCAGGUAAAAUGCCAUACUUAUCUCAACACUUCCCCAUCUGGUCUGAGAACUCUGCCGGUAUCUUACAAUACAUCGUAUGGACCGCUCUCGAAGCUGAGGGAUACGGUGCUUCUCUCCAGCACUUCGGAGGUUUCGUCCCUCAAGUCCAAACAGAACUUACGAACCUUCUCGACGUAUCUGCUCAAUGGAAGAGCACCGCCAUCCUCCCAUUCGGUAAACCCGCUGGACCACCCGGUCAACCUGGUAAACCAGCCAAGGAAUUCGAACCUCUCGAGAAGAGGACCAAAUUCUUCUUUGACUAA
This is a messenger RNA of Kwoniella botswanensis, 645 nucleotides long. RefSeq lists its product as uncharacterized. The record is from RefSeq and is a predicted model, not a curated record. The transcript has 6 exons. Gene Ontology annotation, molecular function: oxidoreductase activity. Gene Ontology annotation, biological process: cellular response to oxidative stress. Bases 1 to 645 code for a protein of 214 amino acids. Lineage: Eukaryota; Fungi; Basidiomycota; Tremellomycetes; Tremellales; Cryptococcaceae.